UAAACCAGUCCCAUCCUGUAAAAGCUGUGGUCUAUUUGUGGCUCCUCUCUCUUCUCUCGCAGGAACGCUGCGCUGGACGUGGAACCCAUCUACGCGUUCCGAGGACACAGGGGCCCGGUGCUCUCGGUGGCCAUGGGUUGCAACAGCGAGUCCUGCUACAGUGGGGGAUCAGACGCCAGAAUCCGCUGUUGGAAGAUCCCCGAUCUUGGCAUGGACCCUUACGACGGCUACGAUCCAAGCGUGCUCCACACUGUCCUGGACGGCCACACAGACGCCGUCUGGAGUCUGGCGUUCAGCCUCGCCAGGAAUCGCUUGGCUUCCUGCUCGGCAGACGGCACCGUGAGGAUAUGGGACCCCUGCAGCGGCUCCUGUCUUAGCACCUACAACGGGGACAGCAAAAAUGGCACCCCGACCUCCGUCGCCUUCUCCAGCACCGAUGCCACGCGGGUGGUGGCAGCCUUCCAGACGGGCAGAGCGGUGCUCUACGAUGCGGAGGCCUCCUGCCCCAUCCUGACCUUUGAGGGCAGACCUGCCGGCGGAGCCAGUCAGAUCAACCAAGUGGUGAGUCACCCCACCCAGCCUGUCACCAUCACGGCGCACGAUGACCGAGGGAUUCGUUUCCUAGACAAUCGGACAGGUAAGGGG
Molecule: messenger RNA, 645 nt
Organism: Notechis scutatus (mainland tiger snake)
Lineage: Eukaryota; Metazoa; Chordata; Lepidosauria; Squamata; Elapidae
Source: RefSeq, a predicted model, not a curated record